Messenger RNA from Strongyloides ratti, 378 nucleotides. RefSeq lists its product as hypothetical. The record is from RefSeq and is a predicted model, not a curated record. Bases 1 to 378 code for a protein of 125 amino acids. The transcript has a single exon. NCBI's taxonomy places the organism in Eukaryota, Metazoa, Nematoda, Chromadorea, Rhabditida, Strongyloididae.
AUGAAAAGAUUUAGUAUGAAAUAUUUUAUUGCAGCAAGUAUUUUAUUCACUGUUUUAUUUGUUGUUACUUUGGAACAAAUAAUUGUUAUUAGUCCAUGGUAUAAUCUUAGAGCAAGUGGUACGAAUGCUAUGAGAUGGGCUACAGAAGGAGCAACGAUGUUUGGUACUAGAAGAAAUAAAACAUUUACAGUAUCACGAGUUACUAGAGCUCAAUCAAGAGAUGAAUUAGAUGGUCUUAUCGUUAGAAAAAGACGAAGAAUAGAUUUUUUCGCACUAACUUUAAAUUGUUCUCGAAUGGCUGGAUGUACUCGAGAACUUCGUUAUAUUAUGAUAAAUUACACUAAUGGAACAAGAUUAAGAGACGUAUUUUUGCUUUAA